Sinocyclocheilus grahami is the source of this 2627-nucleotide messenger RNA. RefSeq names its product selenocysteine-specific elongation factor-like. The transcript has 7 exons. Gene Ontology annotation, molecular function: translation elongation factor activity; GTP binding; GTPase activity. Lineage: Eukaryota; Metazoa; Chordata; Actinopteri; Cypriniformes; Cyprinidae. The record is from RefSeq and is a predicted model, not a curated record. The coding region runs from base 239 to 1963 and encodes 574 amino acids. Gene Ontology annotation, biological process: selenocysteine incorporation.
ACACCUGUCAAAUUUCAGAAAAGUUUGCUGAAAACAGUAAGAGCAGCAAUUUACGUUAGCAUGCUAUUUAAUCUCUCAAAUCAGAAUUAAGAAGAAGAUAUUGCCACCUAAAUUAGAGAUACUCGGUUAACUGACAGUUUAAUAUCGAGCUGGUUGGGUUGAACCAGCAGCGUUGCUGUCAGCAGUUCAAAGUCUGCGCAUUCAUUCUCUGAUCCCCAACAGGCGCGCUGUUCUAGUGAUGGCAGAUUCCAGUCCUCCUAAAACGCUUAACUUCAACGUUGGUGUCCUCGGCCAUGUGGACAGCGGAAAAACGUCUCUUGCCCGUGCGCUGAGCAGCACCGCAUCCACCGCAGCCUUCGACAAGAACCCCCAGUCCAAAGAGCGGGGUAUCACGCUGGAUCUCGGCUUUAGUGCGUUUACGGUGCCCUUACCGGAGCACCUGAAAAAAUCCUGCGGGGACAGACAAUACGACAGUCUGCAGUUCACACUGGUGGACUGCCCGGGACAUGCAUCCCUCAUACGCACCAUUAUCGGGGGUGCUCAGAUCAUUGAUCUGAUGAUGUUGGUGGUUGACGUUGUGAAAGGUAUGCAGACACAAACAGCAGAGUGUCUUUUGAUUGGUCAGCUCACCUGCUCCCACAUGAUUGUAAUCCUCAACAAAACAGACCUGUUGCCUACUGACAAGAGACAGGCGGCUGUUGACAAAAUGACCAAGAGGAUGCACAAAACUCUUGAGAACACAAGAUUUAAAGGCUGCGCUAUUAUUGCUGUGGCAGCAAAGCCUGGUGGUCCUGAGUUCCCAGAAACAGACGAGCCACAAGGAAUAACUGAACUCAUAGACUUAUUGAAGGCCCAAGCCUUCUUUCCUCAUAGAGAUCCAUCAGGUUCUCUUCUGAUGGCUGUAGAUCACUGUUUCUCCAUCCGUGGCCAGGGAACAGUCAUUACUGGCACCAUCCUACAAGGGUCACUCUGUGUCAAUGAUACUGUGGAGAUACCAGCGUUAAAGGUAACUCGCAAGGUCAAAUCUGUGCAGAUGUUUCGAAAGCCAGUUCCUAGUGCUAUGCAAGGGGAUAGGGUCGGUGUGUGUGUGACCCAGUUUGACCCAAAACUGUUAGAACGAGGUGUAGUAUGCACACCAGGUUCAUUGCAGACUCUUUUUGCUGCUAUUAUAUCCGUCCAAAAGAUUGAAUACUAUCGUGGAGCACUUAGUAGCCGUGCAAAGUUUCACAUUACUGUUGGACACGAAACUGUUAUGGCACGUAUCUCAUUCUUCAAUCGAGUGCUUCCCAGGAACGAAAAUGGAGACUGUAGCCCCACCUCACAAGAGAAAAGUGCAAACCUUUUCUCAUUUGAUUGGGAGUUUCAUCACCUGGAUGAGUUUUUGACUUGUGGGAGAGGGGAACCACAGCAAUGGGCUUUACUUGAGUUUGAACGACCAGUCACAUGUCCUCCACUUUGCUUAGUGAUUGGGUCACGACUGGACUCAGAUAUCCAUGGUAACACAUGCAGGCUUGCCUUUCAUGGACAGCUUCUGGAAGGCUUUGAGGACAAAAACUACACCGAGACCGCACUGCCUCGGCUCAAAAUCAGCAAAGACAAGCAGAAAGAAGGAGCAGUGGAACGGGUGACAGAUGACUACACUGUGAUUGGUCGAAACCUUUUUAAGAAGGAGACGAACCUUCAGCUGUUUGUGGGCUUAAAAGUUACACUGUCAACAGGAGAAACGGGCUCCAUUGAAGGUGGCUUCGGCCAAAGUGGCAAGAUCAAAAUCAGAAUUCCAGAGGGGCUGAAAGAAGAAACCAAGCAGCAUCUAUCCUCUUCCUCUAAGAAGAAGGGGAAGGGUGGGGCCAAAAAUGAAUCCUCCAAAUUGGAGGAAACUAAGCCCGAUGCUCAACCAGUCACCAUACAUCUGAACUUCAAACGCUAUAUAUAUGAUCCCCAAAAAAAGAUGGUUCAGUCCUGACCAUCAGUCCGAUCAUUCCUGAUAAAUGCUAGCGGAGGGGCAGGAAUAACAGACACUGAGCAUAAAGUCUAGGAUAUGGAACGGAAACGUCUUGUACAUGUUUUAUUCUGUGCAGAGUUUCUAUUCUGUUACUUUGCAUUUGUGUUAUUCCUUCAAAUGUGGAAUAAUAAAAAUCAACAAAAAAGAAAAGAUGGAAUAUUCCUUAAAGACAUAUAUAUCAUUACUUUACUAAUAAAAGCCAUUAUAUGACUUCUAAUAAAACAACUCUAAUAGCUAAACUGCUGUAGUUGCAGUGCACUGUAUAUUUUGUGAUUUACAUUUUGUUUGCAAGAGUGUGUGGAAAGUAUUUGUGUUUGGCAUAUCGAGAGUGGUUGGGACAUUGCUUUAGGGCAGAAUGCAUUGUGAGUAUAGGCAAAUAUUUCUGUUGGCAAAUCAGAGGCGAAAUGUGUUUCCACACACCCCACCAUCAGUUACUCUACAUUUAUAAAUAUCCUUUUUUCCAUUUGUUUGCGCCACUGUUUAUGUAUGUUUUUUUGUGCAAAUGCAGAUGAGAGUGGUUAAAAAAAACAAAUAACGUUAAGAAGGGCCAUGAUAAGUCUUAUCAUUGUUUUGCUUCAUGGAUUUGAAUAUCUAUUCCAGUCACGUUGUGGCAACUUGGGGGAAU